AGAAGAUAACAAAAAACACAGAGAGUCAGCAUGUCUCAAACGGUGCACCUCUCGUUCCCGCACCGCGCCUUCCUCCUCUCCCGCCGCCCCCGCCGGCGGAGAAGCAGCCGCCAAGACGGCGGAGCCCCGCCGCCGCCGCCGCCGCCGCCUCCCUCCUCCUGCUCCCGCGGCUCUCCUCCACGCGCCGCCGACCACGAAGACGCCGCCAUUCCCAGGUGCGAGGCUCCGUCUCCCGUGGUUCUGGUGGAGCGGUACGGCGACGGCACCGCUAAGAGGUAUACAUUACAUGACAACUCGCUGUCGAAAAUUUCUCUUGGAAAACACAUAUCGGACGAAAAUGAAAUUGAGGGGACGCUUGCUGAUGACCUGAAAUUAGCGUUGCUACCUGAUUCCGUAAAAGAUUUUAUAUUCCCCUCGGGCUUUCCAGAGUCGGUUUCGGAUGAUUAUUUGCAGUAUAUGUUGUUACAGUUUCCCACGAAUGUCACUGGAUGGAUUUGUCACGCGCUGGUCACCUCGAGUCUCCUAAAGGCUGUUGGUGUGGGCUCUUUCUCAGGAAGCACUGCCGCUGCUUCUGCUGCUGCCAUUAGAUGGGUGUCAAAGGAUGGCAUUGGAGCUGUUGGCCGUUUACUUAUUGGUGGCCGAUUUGGGAACGUCUUUGAUGAUGAUCCAAAACAGUGGCGAAUGUAUGCAGACUUUAUUGGCAGCGCUGGAAGCAUCUUUGAUCUGACAACUCAACUUUAUCCUGCCUAUUUCUUACCGCUUGCAUCUCUCGGUAAUCUUGCCAAGGCUGUUGCGAGAGGGUUAAAAGAUCCUUCCUUCCGUGUGAUUCAAAACCAUUUUGCAAUGUCUGGAAAUCUGGGUGAAGUAGCAGCCAAGGAGGAAGUUUGGGAAGUAGCUGCUCAAUUGCUCGGUUUAGCUAUAGGGAUACUUAUUUUGGAUACACCUGGUCUUGUUAAAUCUUAUCAGUCUUUAGCAUUGACUUGGACGAGCGUGAGACUUUUUCACCUUUGGUUACGAUAUCAGUCUCUCUCAGUGUUGAAAUUCAAUACGAUAAAUAUCAAGCGUGCUCGAAUACUUGUAAAAUCACAUGUGUCAAGCUCAAAAGUUCCUGGAUGUGAUGAAUGCAAUGCAAGAGAAAAUAUUCUUGUUUGGCAAAGAUUUUUGAAGCCAUAUAUACGUUUUGGUGUGCCAUUUGAAGAGAUGAUAAGAGGUGAGAAGGCUAUUUCUCAGGUAAGUGAACUUUUGAAACUAUAUGGAAAGGAGGAAUACAUUCUUAGUGUAAAUUCAAGUCAUGAAGACUUUGAGAUCUUCAUUGCAUUUAAGGUCGGAGCUACAAGUUCAUCAGUGUUGCGGGGUCUGUGGCAAGCUAAUUGGCUGCAUGAGAACUGGGACAAUGCAGCCGAUGUAAACAAUCAGCUGGCUUUGAGCCUUUCCGAGAUGGAAAAGAGGUUCGAAGAUUUUCUGCAGCAGCUGGAUGAAGCUGGUUGGGAUAGACAUAAUAUAACUCUGAGGGUUCCGAAGGAAAUCUUGAUUGAUCAGAUUUCUGCAAUAUGACGGAUUGAGUCAUAACUGUAAAUGCUGGUCCAACAGAACGAGCCCUCGAACAAGUCAUAACUUUGGAGUCAUCAGGCUGGCAAUCUAUACUUAAGCUGGUUUCUUGGGCUAAACAGCCAGAAAUUUUGCGGCUCUUGCCUAAUCCAAGCUGCUAUAAGUAGUUUUCGAUUCUGACCUUCUAUUGCUUGGGAGGAGGAAAGUAUUCAGUUGUUGUCUGCAUAUAGAGUUUGGCCUUUUAUUAGGAUGUUAGUGUCCGUGUCCGACAUUAUCUGCUUUGACAAGGCAACAAGACAAGGAAAAGAAAUACGUCUGACUCGGGGAAUUUUCAUCUCCAAGAGGUCUAUACAUGGAGGAGAUUAUAACCGCGUCAUCAUACUUUUAGCAAUCACUUGGCUCGGUGGAAUUUGUAAAAUCUUCUGAACAGUUGAACUUUGAUCAUUCGUUCUAUACAGUUCUCUAUGAAAGCUGAUGUGAUGUGGUGUCUUUCAUUUUGGUGGACAAGUGCUGCAGCGGCGGUCUUAUACCGCUCCCCUUGUAACGGUUGAUAAGGCUGUAAUAUCACAUCUAGCACAACUAUAAUGUAAUUAUAUGAGGGAGUGACCCUCGGGUGAUUUGUUUUCA
This is a messenger RNA of Eucalyptus grandis, 2175 nucleotides long. RefSeq names its product protein root UVB sensitive 5. The record is from RefSeq and is a predicted model, not a curated record. The transcript has 15 exons. NCBI's taxonomy places the organism in Eukaryota, Viridiplantae, Streptophyta, Magnoliopsida, Myrtales, Myrtaceae. The coding region runs from base 31 to 1554 and encodes 507 amino acids.